AUGAUCAAAUCCACUUCCCUCAAACUCACUUGGCGAAAAGCUGAAUMUGUCAUCUUCGAACUCGUUGUCAACACGAGGUCCCCUUGUCGAAGUCAACACGAUUCCACCUCAAUAUCAAGUCAAUACAAGUCCGCUUUGGCUUCAAGUAAACACGACCACCUCGUCGUCACCACGAGUCCACCUCGGCGUCGUCAACACGUGUCUACCUCGACAUCAAAUAAACAAGUCCGCCUUGAUUUGUCCUUCCUCGCCAAGACAACCUCGUUGACUUGUCUUUUAUCUAAAAACGACCUCGUCAUAACCAUGUCUCAUCAUCGCAUCGAUCAGACUUCGCCUCGCCGUCACGUUGAUCAAGCUUUACCUUGUUGUCAGAUUGAACAAGCUUCACCUCGCUGUCGCGUCACCUUCACUGACUUCGCUUCGUUGUCACAUCGAACAAGCUUCGUCUUGCCGUCUCAUCGAACAUACUUCAUCUUAUUGUCGCAUCAAACAAGCUUCGUCUUGCUGUCACAUCGAUCAAGCUUCGCCUCGCCAUCGCGUCGAUCAAGCUUCACCUCGCCGUCGCGUCGAUCGGGCUUCACCUCACCGAUCAAACUCUACCUCAUCAACGUCACCUCGCCUCGACAGAAUCACCUCAUAGCAUCAUCACCACGUCAAGUCGUCGGAUCCACAUAUCAACCUUGCGUCAUCGUGUCACCCAAUGUCUUUUGA
Messenger RNA from Arabis nemorensis, 711 nucleotides. Lineage: Eukaryota; Viridiplantae; Streptophyta; Magnoliopsida; Brassicales; Brassicaceae. The record is from the annotation of a GenBank genome assembly.